Messenger RNA from Jaculus jaculus (lesser Egyptian jerboa), 1113 nucleotides. RefSeq names its product nascent polypeptide-associated complex subunit alpha, muscle-specific form-like. The record is from RefSeq and is a predicted model, not a curated record. The transcript has a single exon. Lineage: Eukaryota; Metazoa; Chordata; Mammalia; Rodentia; Dipodidae. Bases 1 to 1113 code for a protein of 370 amino acids.
AUGGUCUCGGCUGCGGUGGUCCCCGCCGGCGCGGGCGCGCGACGGACGGACGGACGGAAGGGCGGAAAGACGGGCGGACGCGGCUGCGGACCCGGGGCUGGCAAGGGCUCCCCCUUUUCCCUACAAGCGCCGGCUUUCCCUCCUCGACGGGAAGGCGGCAGCGGCGGGCGGAUGGGACCCCCUACCUCUCCUCCCCUCUCCUCUCUCUCCCUCCCCCCCCAACCGCCAGCGACGGCGCCCGGCACCCCUCGCACCCACUGCGGAGGCCGCAGGUCGCCCGCGGCCGCACUGUCACCUCCGCCUGCCCCCCCGCCCCCGCGCCCGUCGGGAAUCCCGGCUCGCUCUCCGCAACGCAAGGCGGGGCGGACACCCUCGUGCUUUAAGGACGCGGAGCCGCUCGGGGAGGAGGGACGCGGGCUCAGGCCCCUCCCAGCCGCGGGCAGCCGCGGGUCCGGCCGCUGCGCGGGCUCGCGAGCUCCAGGGAGCGCGCGGGCUGAGGGGGCUGCAGAGGGAGGGGGCGGGACCAGGGGAAGCCACGCCCUCCGCGCCCGCAGGCGGCCAAUCAGCGGCGUCGGCACCGCCCCGUCAAGCUGCGGAGCCCGCCCCGAAGCUAGGCGCCUGGCCGAGUGGGGGCGGAGCCAGGGGGGGAAAAAAAAAAAAUCCAGAGCAGCGCAGGCCGCCAAUCACCGGGCUCCGUCGGCGCAGGCAGCCAAUCAGCGACGCCGGCCCUGCCCCAUCGCCCUGAAGCCCAGCGCAGGCAGCCAAACAGCGCAGCCGGACCCGCCCCCGAAGCUGCAUGCCGGGCGGGAUGGGGGCGGAGCUAUGGAAAAUGCGCACCAACAGGAAGCCAAUCAGCGAUGCCGGACCCGCCCCGUCGCCCUAAAGACCAGCGCAGGCAGCCAAUCAGCGACGCCGACCCCGCCCCGUGUACCUGCGGACCGCGCCCGGAGAGGGGCUCGCUAUGGGGGUUUAGGAACCUUGGACCUGCUGCUCCCGGGGUCCACGGUGACCCGUCACAGAGCUCCUUUCUGCAGCGCUGGAACAGGGGCUAGUCCUCCCACCCAUGAUCCCCCUCCCUUCUUCCAAGGAAAUGGGCAGACAGACACUCCCUGA